Messenger RNA from Mus caroli (Ryukyu mouse), 3413 nucleotides. The record is from RefSeq and is a predicted model, not a curated record. Lineage: Eukaryota; Metazoa; Chordata; Mammalia; Rodentia; Muridae.
UCCAGAUCUCAGCAUGCAAUCGCCACUGGCCGGACUCCGGGAUCGGGCUUCUGACCCGCGCACCCAUGGUGCAGAACUGGCAGAGGCCUCAAGCAAGACGUCCAGCUCCCGGCUGCCGCCUGCUGGCUCUCCGCUGUGCGCAAGGCCUUGGUGACAUCAUUGGUCCCCGCAGUACGUGGGGCAUAGCUUAGCGUCCACAGAUGCCGACCCCCACCCCCAACCACCGGCUGGCUUCAGAGCCUGAGUAUGGGACUCCCGGCCCAAGGACCCGCAGGGACUCGCCUUCUGCUAUGUUGAGCUUUUCUGAGCCUUCGGUUUCACAACUAUGAAAUGGGUGGGAUGCUAUGGAAUAUGAUGAGAAGCUGGUUCGGUUCCGGCAGGCCCACCUCAACCCCUUCAACAAGCAACUUGGUCCGAGGCAUCAUGAACAGGAACCCAGUGAGAAGGUCACUUCUGAAGACACUCUGCCUGAGCUGCCCGCUGGGGAGCCUGAAUUCUGCUACUCGGAGCGCAUGAUGGAUCUCGGCCUGUCUGAGGACCACUUUUCCCGCCCUGUGGGUCUCUUCCUGGCCUCUGAUGUCCAGCAGCUGCGGCAGGCCAUCGAAGAAUGCAAACAGGUGAUCCUGGAGCUGCCCGAGCAGUCAGAGAAGCAGAAGGACGCUGUGGUGCGGCUGAUCCACCUCCGGCUGAAGCUCCAGGAGCUGAAGGACCCCAAUGAGGAGGAACCCAACAUCCGGGUUCUCCUGGAACAUCGCUUCUACAAGGAGAAGAGCAAGAGCGUUAAACAGACCUGCGAUAAGUGCAACACUAUUAUCUGGGGGCUCAUCCAGACCUGGUACACCUGCACAGGGUGUUAUUACCGCUGUCACAGCAAGUGCCUGAACCUCAUCUCCAAACCAUGUGUCAGCUCCAAGGUCAGUCACCAGGCUGAGUAUGAGCUGAACAUCUGCCCCGAGACCGGGCUGGACAGCCAGGACUAUCGCUGUGCGGAGUGCCGUGCUCCCAUCUCUCUGAGAGGUGUGCCUAGUGAGGCCCGGCAGUGUGACUACACGGGCCAGUACUACUGCAGCCACUGCCACUGGAACGACCUGGCUGUCAUCCCCGCAAGAGUGGUGCACAACUGGGACUUUGAGCCACGCAAGGUGUCCCGUUGCAGCAUGCGCUACCUGGCACUGAUGGUGUCUAGGCCAGUACUCCGGCUCCGGGAGAUUAACCCUUUGCUGUUUAACUACGUGGAAGAGCUGGUGGAGAUCCGGAAACUGCGCCAGGACAUUCUGCUCAUGAAGCCAUACUUCAUCACCUGCAAGGAGGCCAUGGAGGCGCGACUGCUGCUGCAGCUCCAAGACAGACAGCAUUUUGUGGAGAACGAUGAGAUGUACUCUAUCCAGGACCUCUUGGAAGUGCACAUGGGCCGCCUCAGCUGCUCGCUCACUGAGAUCCACACACUAUUCGCCAAGCAUAUCAAGCUGGACUGUGAGCGGUGCCAAGCCAAGGGGUUCGUCUGUGAACUCUGCAAAGAAGGGGACGUGCUCUUCCCGUUCGACAGCCACACGUCUGUGUGCAAUGACUGUUCGGCUGUCUUCCACAGGGACUGUUAUUAUGACAACUCGACCACGUGCCCCAAGUGUGCCCGGCUCACGUUGAGGAAGCAGUCACUAUUCCAGGAACCUGGUCUAGACAUGGAUGCCUAGAACACCAGAGGAGAACACCAGGCACCGUAUCCAACCCUCCGGCUGGUGCCUGCUGGCCUUGCCCACCAGAUGUGCAUUCUACUCUGGAGAACCCCCCCCCCCCCCCCCCCCCCCCCCCAGUACAUCCUCCGGACCUCUCCGUCUUGGGCCAGAAGGAAGUGACUAGUGGCCACCGGGACUCAUUCCUCAGGUGCUUGCAGAGACUUUGAGUGUGUAUGCCUGGCCGUUUAUUGGGUGUGCUGCUAUCGGGGGUCAAAAUGCUGCCUGUGCCCCAUUGUAGGACUCCUUAGGCAGAGAAGCCUGGGUGUGACUCUCCAGGAAGGUGGGGGAGUCGCUUUCUUAUGGCACAGAGCCCUCCAGGCCUUUAAAACCAAUCCUUCUGCACCAUAGAGAUGGCCUUGCUCCUGUCUAGAACGCCCUUACAACUGGUCAGAAACUUCAGAGGCCAGUCCAGUAAGACCAGAGGAUGCCUCCUGACUGAGUUUUAUCUCUGCUGAGGAAGAUUUAGGUUCUACUCAUUGGCACCCAACCCUUUUCGCACCUUGUCUCCCGAGGGAUGUCCGGUUUUCUCUGACUGGGGCUGUUCACUACUGUGUCCCGUGGAUCUUCCCCUGCACCCUGAGAGUUGUCAUCGUCAUCCUUAAUCUGUCAGUCACGUGUGCUUCCCCGCCCGCUUUGUACGAUAGGGAGGGAAGGGGUCUGUGGAGCAUCAUCUCUUGGCAUAUAUGCCUGCUUCUGCCACAGCCUAGUCCACUUUAUCCUGGUGCUCUGAGCCGGGCAGCUAGGAACCCAUCCUAAAGAGGCUUAGCGUCCAGUUCCAUAGGUGGAUCUGUGUCCGGGGAGGAGGUUCUAGGUCAGGCGAGCCUGUCAGUUAUCACUGGCCUUGGUGGCAUUCGGGGGAUGAAACUUUUCCACAGAGGUCACUGUACUGCUGACACAGUGCUCUGCUUGAAGAUGACCAGUUGCUGGGUGUUAACGUAGGAGCCUGAGGUCAAGAGCUAGGAAUAUUUGCUAGACCCCAGCAGGAGGCCCACCACGGCCCAUGCAGGAAGGUCCAAGUUUUGAAGGUGGGUGGGGCCUACGCCUUUCCACCUCCAUGCACACACCCCACAAAUCCUACGAUGGAAGAUGUGUGGAGACGAGGGGAAUCUCACAAUAAUGUGGCUCCUGUCUUUCUUCCUGGGAGGCAGGAGUUGGUUGAGUCUGCCCCUUUGCUCCUUGUCUGUGAAUUGCUGUUGACACACACAGCCAGUGGGCAAAGGCCAGGGCGUGUCACAACCUGGAUUUCCUUCACCUUUAAUGAGGCACAAGAAGGGACUUCUCAGUUGGCCAGUUGAAGCUUAGCUUACUGGCGUGUUUGGGGGAAGGUCGGACACACUGCCACCUCCUCCUCACUCCUCUUUGCCAUCAGGUGGCUUUACUCAUGCUGUUUUUCUGUUUCAGUUUUCCCAUCUGGAAAGCGUUGAGGAGGGGGAGUUGACCUGCCUCAGGGUGAAAGGUCAGGAGUCCUUUGAGUGUGAUGUGGGUCAACAGUGGCUCCCUGUCCCGCUUCCUCUUUGGCAUUAAAGAGGGUCUUAAAACCAAAUGCCAUUUCCCACACCCCCAAAUCUGUGUGUUUCCUGCCAUUGUGUCACAUGUCUGUCCUGAGUCCUUGGCCCUUCUUGAGCCUCCUGUGUAAUCAACAUCACGUUUCCGACUAUAAAUCACACUGUCUAAAGGAAA